CGUGGUCAAAACAAUAACAUCCGUUACAUUCUCCGCCCCCGUCGUUAUCUCACAUCCCCCAAUCCCCCUUAAUAACUCUCAAAACACUUUGCUCUUCUUUUCCUCUGUUUUUCUCAUGGCGACCUCCAACUCCAAUCCACCUCUCAAAGAUGAGCUCGAUAUCGUCAUACCCACAAUCAGAAGCCUCGAUUUUCUUGAAAUGUGGAGGCCCUUCUUUGAACCUUACCAUUUGAUCAUCGUUCAAGAUGGUGAUCCUUCCAGAGCCAUCAAGGUCCCCAAUGGCUUCGAUUACGAACUCUUCAAUCGUAACGACAUUAACAAGAUUUUGGGUCCCAAGGCUUCUUGCAUCUCCUUCAAAGACUCUGCUUGUCGAUGCUUUGGCUACAUGGUUUCCAAGAAGAAGUAUAUCUUCACCAUUGAUGACGACUGCUUCGUUGCUAAAGAUCCAAGUGGGAAAGAUAUAGAUGCACUUUCACAACACAUUAGGAACCUCCUUCACCCAUCGACACCCUAUUUCUUCAACACCCUUUAUGACCCUUUCUCCGAAGGUGCUGAUUUCGUCCGUGGCUACCCUUUCAGCCUCCGUGAGGGCGUCCCCACCGCCGUGUCUCAUGGCCUGUGGCUCAACAUUCCUGAUUACGAUGCCCCAACACAGCUUGUCAAGCCUCGCGAGAGAAACAAUAGGUAUGUUGAUGCAGUUAUGACAAUCCCAAAGGGAACACUAUUCCCUAUGUGUGGAAUGAACCUGGCGUUUGAUCGUCAACUCAUAGGCCCAGCCAUGUACUUUGGGCUCAUGGGUGAUGGUCAGCCCAUUGGUCGCUACGAUGACAUGUGGGCUGGUUGGUGUGUCAAGGUGAUUUGUGAUCAUUUGGGGCUUGGGAUCAAGACGGGGUUGCCAUACAUAUGGCAUAGUAAAGCUAGCAACCCAUUUGUGAACUUGAAGAAAGAGUACAAGGGUAUCUUUUGGCAAGAAGAGAUAAUCCCAUUCUUUCAAGCCACCAGUCUCCCAAAAGAGUGUACAACGGUUCAGCAAUGUUAUGUGGAGUUGUCUAAACAUGUUAAGGAUAAGCUCGGGAAAAUAGAUCCUUACUUUGUCAAGCUUGCAGAUGCCAUGGUUACAUGGAUUGAAGCUUGGGAUGAGCUUAAUCCUCUGGACUCCAAGAAGGGAAACGGGAAGUGAAGAGUCAAAGUGUCUGUGUGUGUUUGUUUUAGGGUCUUUUUGUUUGGAGUUGUAGUAGGUAUGAGCGUCAGGAUUCAAGAUUAUUUCUCAAACAAAGUUUUAUAUACGAUUUCAGGUUUUAUUUUCUAAGU
Messenger RNA from Lactuca saligna, 1311 nucleotides. NCBI's taxonomy places the organism in Eukaryota, Viridiplantae, Streptophyta, Magnoliopsida, Asterales, Asteraceae. The record is from the annotation of a GenBank genome assembly.